This is a messenger RNA of Lytechinus variegatus (green sea urchin), 2935 nucleotides long. RefSeq lists its product as uncharacterized. The record is from RefSeq and is a predicted model, not a curated record. Bases 220 to 1326 code for a protein of 368 amino acids. The transcript has 3 exons. Lineage: Eukaryota; Metazoa; Echinodermata; Echinoidea; Temnopleuroida; Toxopneustidae.
GAACUUUCAAAGAACAUACGCCAUACAACAUCAACAACAACAACAUCGCUUGACGCGUAUCUUCGGAAGACACUUGCUGCGGUAGCGUCCAGCACUUCGAAUUCCAGCAGAUUCGAUCGCUCCCGAGAUGCGGUGAUAAUAUUUGAAGAAUAUAUCAAUCCUCCUACAAGUUAACGCAAAAUUAUCGAAGGUCAAACCGAAUUCCGAAGCGAGAUCAAAAUGGAACUAUCUGCUCAGGAUGGAUCAAAUAACAAUACGCAACUUCCCGUCGAUGCGGCACUAAAAAAAGUGGUUCCUGAUGAAAUUAAAAUCGGUGGUAAAGUGAUACAGACCCAACCGGGCGUGGCCAAGGUGUCGUCUUCUGUCUCCAACGUGGUGAUGAAACAGCCCAUGGCCGGGGACACCAUAGAAGGCGCAACCAAAGCUAUCGAGUUGGGGAAAUCCCUGAAGGGUAAAAAUAUGUCUGAUGUCAAGGAAUUCGGCAAAUCCAUCAAGGACAAAAAGGUGACAAAGGAUGGUGCCAAGAAGAUGGGCAAGUCCCUAUCGCAGAUGGACUUGGAGGGGCCAACUGUGAAGAUCGGGCGAACCCCGGGGGAGAAGACAUACUUCGUCGCGGAUAUAGGAUGCGGGGAGCUCUCCAAGGAUUGCUGUAACGGUUGCUUCAUGUGCCUCGCUCAAGGCCCAUCCGUUGGAUUGGUGGCCGCGUGCAGUAAAGGGGAGGACGGGGUGUACAUCGACAACGGCUAUCGCUUGUCGGCGGGAAGCUUCUCCACGAUCUGCGGGUGCUUCAUCUUGACCUUCAAGCUGGGUAUGGAUUCAGGAAUAGCUUGGACCAAGGACAAAAAGCAGUUCGAGGUGAUGGGGACAGGUUUGAAUUCGGAAAAGGGGUGCACCUUCAACAUCCUGGGUAACGAAGUUGGCUAUGUCGACAGGAACAAGUAUUUGAAAAAGUACGAAGAGAGGAGGCAGCGACGGGCAGCCGGGCUGGAAGCACCACCGCAGAGUCUUCGGAAGCAAAUGAAGAGGGAAAAGGAGAAGCUGGAAGGGGAGAUGAAAACAGUAGUGGCGGAUGCCAAGCAAGGUGUAGAGGAUGCCAAAGAAGGCGCGGAAAAUGCCAAGAAAAUGUCGAUGAAGGCGAAGGAUGGGAAGUUAAGUAUUAAGGAAAAGUUAGCAAAUGCAAAGGACGGGAUAGUCAACGCCGACAUGGUCAAGGUAAAGGUGGAACAAGCCAAGGAAGGGUUAGUGAAAAGCACUAAGGAAAAGACAGUGAAUGCCGUUAAGGAAGGGAUAGCAAAUCCUGCGGCUAUCUUAGAAGACAAUCUCUAACUUCUUGCUACCUACCUGGUGUUACUCCCAGUCGUUUAAGCGUUUAUAAGAGGGGUCAUUGUCAUUUGAAAUUAUAUUUGUAAACCGAAGAGAUUUGAGGAAUUUUCGAAACUUUUUAAAAAGCACUCAAAAACCCCAAGGACAAUUAAUUGUCGGGUCGUGUGGUCCAGUGGUUAGAACAUAACGAUGUCGAACAAGUCCUAGAGGAGAGGCUGUAUAGUCGUUAUUGGCAACCCAGUCAAGAAGAUAAAAAAAUAUGGAAUAUCGGCGGUCAUGAUAAGAUUUGAAAAUAAAUCUCAGUUUUCGCUCGGUCAAUUCAUGCAGUGUCUAUGAUUGAGUGAAUUUUACUCCUAAAACAUGAUUUUUUUUUCCUGAUAUACUCUACCCAACAAACAUUUAUGCUCCGUUUUUACCCAUCAUUGAGUAAUUGUUUUACAUUACCCACCUUUUUUCUAUAGUGUAUUGUCUUGAAUAUUUGAGGGGAGGCAUUGUUAUGAUAUUUUUCUUGGGGUAUGCCCCCCAUUUAUGUAUAUUGUUAUAGUCAUCACAAUGAGGGCAUUUAUUUAUACUGGAUAUUCUCAUUUUAAGAAGUAUAUAUAAAUAUUUACAGUGCGUCAGUUAAAAGUCUACACUUUGAAAAAGUCCUGGACAUUGUUAGAAUUUACAAUGAGGGGAUUUUUCACAUAAAUUUUCGGCUUCGGUCUCUUCUACUCUUUCGUCCAUGAAAAUAAAACAUUGUACCUUGUUUGAACAAUUUUGCUACCGAAAUUAACAGUCUGACCCCAGGUAAACACAACUUCAGUUUGUUUGUGACAGCUGUAUCCGAUGGGGACAUAAAAGUUCAUCACGAGCAUUUUUCUUGAAGGAGUUUUGUCCUUUAAUAUCAAAAGGGUUUUCAUUUCUUACGCAUUUCCUCUACCGUGUCUACACUUUCUCAAGCAAAACAAUAGCAGGUAGAGGGAAACAGGGGACCGGGCAUGGUGGCUCAGUGGUAGAGCGUCCGCCUCGUCAACUAGAGGUGUUGGGUUCGAUCCUUAGCCGAGUCAUACCAAAGACUUUCAGAAAUGGGACCUUUUACUUUCUUGCUAAGCGCUCAGCAUUCGGAUCGGAAAAGGGUAAUAAUAACAUAAUGUUAUGCAGGUACCGCUGGUAGAGCAGUUUCCUAACUGAAGUGGCUAAACCCUGGGUAAAUAAAACGUUAUUAUUGUUAUUUUCAUUGUAUCAUACGGUCAAAAGCUACAAUGUAACGCAGAUAUGACACGAUAUUCUACACGAAGGUUGGGGGUGGGGGAGGGGCUUGUAAAUUUCUGCGCAAGUCAUUUUUAACGUACUUAUUAAAAGCAAGUGCAUGGUGCUUACUCAAAUGGAUCCCCGACAUUCAUGAAUAUUGUCAUUUGUAUAAAGAAACUUACAUUAAACCAAUGUGGAGAUGUGGAAAGAGAAAAGGUCAGGAUAUUGCAAAUUUUUGGGUUAUAGGAUUUUUUCAAAGUGUAAACUUUUUUAUGCGUACUGUAUAUUGAUUCUUGUAAUGCAAUGUAUAUCAAUUCGAUUAUCUGCCUUUGGCAUUUGUAAGUUUUCUGUAAUAAAAUCCUUAUAUUUGUAUACUAUA